UGACGUGUCCUCCGGAGCCGUUUGAAAAACCAUCAUGAUCAAAGACACGAUCUCUAUCUGCUGUUUAUGAUUGAAUGAAGUAGUUUUUCCACCUGUUGCGAUAUAAACACCUGCUAUUCUGAACAAAGCUUAUUAUAAAACUGAGUCUGUGGCUUGCCAGCACGUUUACUUUCGAAAUAAAACCAGAACUGACGGCAUCGUGAAACUCAUUAGAGGAAAAAGGCUCUUGGAGUUUAUGCAAGUAAACUUGAACAACGAAGAACAAAGAUGACUUCUCUUUAGGUUGACGAACAUUUUAAAGAGGACAAGUUUGAAGUGGAUCUCUUCUAAGAUAUCUUGAGAGAAACAAAACAUUAUCUCGUGGUCGAGACGCUCUUUUAUUGACUCUAAACAACAACUUUGUGGCACAAACGUCAUCUUUACGAUUGAACGUCGGUACAACGUGCUGCGGGGGAGUCUCUCAUCUCGGUAAUAUGAGAAAACUAAUUAGAAUUUAACCUAUCAUAUUUGGGGCGUGAAUGUAAUUGCCUUAGAGGACGCUACUAGACGCUAGAAGCAAGAUAACACCUUCAAAGAGGCGCUCGAGGUUCCUGUCACUUACCUUUGUGUUUGGCGCGUGCCUUGAACCGACCAUAGACAAGAAAAAGUUCAGAAAAAUACUCUGUUUCUGCUUCGUACGAAGUAUUCUUGGUAAGUACAGGUUUUUAGAUAUGGCGCAAGUCAUAGCUUUCUUCUUAUUGGUCCUUUGUUUUGCUCAAGGAACCAAUCAGGCUGCAAAUAAAAACACUUUGAUUGAUGGGACAAUUCGACUAGGAGGACUGGUACCCAUGCACUCUAAAGCCUCGGGCGUUCUGGAGCGAGAGUGCGGUGGAUUGUACUCGAGGUUUGGGAUCCAACGUUUAGAGGCCAUGCUGUUUGCAGUCGAUCAAAUUAAUGCAAAUCCAAGCAUUCUUCCUAACAUUACUCUUGGAAUCGAAGUUUACGAUACUUGUUCAAGUGAGACAAAAGCACUGGACAAAGCAGUCCAUUUCAUCAGCGGUCGCCUCUCUCAAGGAUCCAGUAUUCCAGCGUCAUCGCAGUCUUCUGUGGUGGGUGUGAUUGGAGCGUCCUUUAGCAGUGUUUCCAUUCAGAUCGCUCAUCUUUUACGCCUUUUUCAGCUUCCACAAAUAAGCUUUGACUCCACUAGUGUUAUAUUGAGCGACAAAAAGAAGUUUGAGUACUUUUCGCGGACGGUUCCUCACGACGGAUUCCAAGCCAAGGCCAUUGUCGAUGUGAUAAAGCAUUUUAAUUGGACGUAUAUAUCGAGUGUAUACAGUGAUGAUACAUACGGCAUUCAUGGGAUGGAGGCACUUAGAGAGGAAACCAAGAAAGCAGGUAUUUGUAUUGCAACUGCGCAAAUGAUCAAAACCACAAAGUCAUCAGAAUCAAGCGACACAUUUCUCCAAAUCAUCGACACGCUUAAAUCCGAGCCAAAAGCAAAGACAGUAGUCGUGUUUACCAGCCAAGAAAGCCAUAUAAAAAGUCUUCUCCUAGCUGCAAACGAACGCAAUCUUGUCGGUAAGAUCCAGUGGGUUGGUAGUGAUGCUUGGGGAAAUGUUGUCUGGUUGAAAGAUUUACAGCAUUUGGCCCAUAAUGCUAUAACGGUUUCCCCAAAAAGUGUACGGUUGAAGGCCUUUGAGGAUCACUUCACUGCUUUAAGGCCUGAAACCAAUACCAGAAACCCUUGGUUUAAAGAAUACUGGCAGUUACAUUUUAAUUGUUCACUGGGGAAAACGUUAAAUUCGUUUUCAAAGCCGUGCAGCAACUCUACUAAACUAACAACAAAGAAUAGCAACAUCGACAUGAGAAGUUCAAGUGCGAUCGACGCUGUAAAUGCGUUCGCGCGUGCACUACACGCAGUGCACGCUGACGUCUGCUCAGGAUCUUCAGGACUUUGUAAAAAUAUGAUCAACAUAUCGGGUUUAGAGUUACUGAAGUAUAUUCGAAACGUAUCGUUCGAUGGCGCAACUGGCCACAAGGUUACAUUUGAUAGCCUUGGUGACGUUGAUGGCAUUUAUGACAUUCUGCUGUUCAAAAAGCACAACAAUAUCUACAGAAAUUCCAUCAUCGGUUUGUGGGCUAAUAAGCUUAAAAUGAACGACCGCAUAUUCUUAGAGAACUCAGGUUACAAAAUGUUGAAGUCUUCUUGCACAGUCUAUUGUUCAUCCAAUGAAAUCAUGGUUCCAAUCAAAGGUAAAGAGACAUGUUGCUGGGAAUGUGUCCCGUGCAAAGGAAACAGCUACGUCGUGAACAAAACAACAUGCGUUCGUUGUGCAGCAGGCUACUGGCCAAUCAAGAAUGGCCAAGGCUGCGAAACAAUUAAAAUCAUGUACUUUGGUAAACAUAUUGCUUACUCGGUGCCAACGAUGAUGUUGGCUUGUUUUGGCAUCGUGAUAACAGUGUUUGUGAUCAUCAUGCUUGCUCGGAAUGACAAGACUCCUAUCGUCAAAGCAUCCGGACGGGAGCUUUCUUAUCUUAUCCUCAGUGGCAUCCUGUUAUCUUUUAUUCAUACAUUUAUCGUGGUUAUCAAACCAAGUGAUGCCAUGUGCAUCAUUCGUUUCUUUGGUUGCAGCAUCGCCUUUAGCAUCUGCUAUGCAGCAAUCUUCAUCAAAACAAACCGCAUCUCAAGAAUCUUUAAUCGCCGUAACAUCGCCAAACGUCCGAUCUUGAUUCUCCCCACAUCACAAUUAGUGUUGGUACUGGGUGUGGUGUGCGUACAGGUGCUGUUGCUUUUCAUGUUGACUCUUCUGCGCAUGCCAAAAGCAAAGGUGUUCUACCCUACAAUCUCUUCUGUCUACCUAGACUGCGAUGUUCGAGACUUAGAUUUUGGGCUUUCUCAGGUAUACAACUUCAUCCUCAUCCUUGUCUGCACUCUCUACGCCUUCAAAACCCGCAAGAUACCAAGCAACUUCAACGAGGCCAAGUUCAUUGCGUUUGCUAUGUACUCGACCUGCGUGAUCUGGCUGGCCUUUCUCGCCUUGUACUUCAUGAAAAGCUUGUCUCUCGAAAGAUCUUUGAUCCUUUGUGUCGGCGUUUCUUUGGUUGCCUAUGUUCUUCUUGGCAUAUUGUUUGGUCCUAAGGUGUACAUUUUGCUCUUCAAGCCCCACCGCAAUGUUAGAAAGGCUGUCACUAGCUUGAGUCUGUCAAGCAUUAGCCAGACAAACAAUGUGCGAUGUCCAAAAUGCACGUCCCAUGCUGCUGGAGCCUACACCAGUGGUGAACGAGGAUCUGACCGUGUAGAAAACAGCAGCAGUGAUGAUCCCUUAGAUGGUAACUAUAGCAACCGCAAAUCGUUGUUGCCUGACAGUAGUCGGCCCCAGUCUCUGAUGUACUGUCAAGAUGGACAGCCAGUGCAUAAAUCAGAGGUGGAGAAAGCAUUAAAGCACAUGAGAAAAGAGCUACAAGCAGCAAAAUAUGCACUCAAAUCGGCCAAUGAAAAACUACUACAGAAAGAACAGGAAUAUUCAAGAGAACAAGAAGAAGUCGACGACGAAUCUACAGAGAGAAAAAGACCAAAAGCUAUAAAGGAGGUAAAGAGCAAUGACGAAACAACAAAAGAAAACAACACAGUCGAAAACGACUUCUAUCAAGACAACGGUGACAACGAAAUUAACGAACCAUCCUACUUACCAUGCAAACUAACCAUGGACGAAAAACCUCCGACAAACGAAGCGAAAAAUAUUUCAAAUAUUUUAUUAACCAAGCGGACUGAAAUUGAACUUCGAAUAGAAAACRGCACUCUGAAUACCAAAAACAAGUGUAUGACAUGCACUAAAAAGAAAGAUAGCAGCGAUAAGUGGAAAAGAAGGUUUCUUUUCCCUCUGUCGAAAAAUACCGAGCACUCUAAAUCAAGUAUCAUAAACUCCUGCCCUGAAUGCGGAAAGACUUUUAGCGAUUCCACAGAUCCUUUGCGCUCUUGGAGAAGAAGCUUUUCUCUUCCUGACAUCGAUUUGCCAAAAAUCAGGAACGGAGGCAGUAAACAUGAACAGGACAAUUAUGCGCCUGUAGAGAACUCCUCUGAUGUGGCGGAUAAAAGAUCGAAGCAGGAUCAACAACAGAAUAUACCUAGUGCUUUAUUGACACAGGAAUUCGAUAACAUAUUAUCGACACCCAUUGAGAGUUUGGUUAGAGGAAAAUAUUCCGAACUUUAAUCUAAGUAACAUUUUAUGGACAUUUUCAAUUUAACGGGUACCCAGUAGCCCCAGUUGGGGCCUAUUGCCCCGCACAGUCAUUCUACAAGUCGCUUGCUAUACUAUAAAUAAACUUUUUUACCUUUAAAACAUAUCAAUCAUUAGAUAUCGCAUAUUAAAAGUGUCAUACUGUUAUAUAGUAAAUUAAACUUCCAAGAUGGUGAAGUGUAUUUUUAGAAGACAUAUCUAUUUUUAACCAGUUAGUAACGUCACCUUUUUUAAAAGCUGGAAGGAAAUGUUAUUGGUUUUAUAGAAAGUAAUCGGUAUUAAAUAUAUAUUAUGGGA
Actinia tenebrosa (Australian red waratah sea anemone) is the source of this 4514-nucleotide messenger RNA. Its product is annotated as metabotropic glutamate receptor 2. Lineage: Eukaryota; Metazoa; Cnidaria; Anthozoa; Actiniaria; Actiniidae. The record is from RefSeq and is a predicted model, not a curated record. Gene Ontology annotation, biological process: G protein-coupled receptor signaling pathway. Gene Ontology annotation, cellular component: membrane. Gene Ontology annotation, molecular function: G protein-coupled receptor activity.